Molecule: messenger RNA, 2203 nt
Organism: Phoenix dactylifera (date palm)
Lineage: Eukaryota; Viridiplantae; Streptophyta; Magnoliopsida; Arecales; Arecaceae
Product: patellin-3-like
Molecular function (GO): lipid binding
Source: RefSeq, a predicted model, not a curated record
GACUCUAUCUCUCUUCCUUCGACCCACUAACCCCCAAAACCGUAACUAGACUCUCUCUCUUCUCCCCUAAUUAUUAUCCGGUCGACGUCGACGAUGGCCGAAGAGACGCAAGCUAAGGCAGCCGAACCGGCCGCCGCCGCAGAGGUCGUCGCCGUCGAAACGGUGGCGGUGGAGAAGGCGGCGGAAGACCCCAAGAAACCAGCGGCGGAGGAACUCGAGAAGCCGGCGGAGGAAACGCCUCCAGCACCCGCGGCGGAGGAGAAGAAGCCCGAGGGCGAGGAGGCCGCUGUCCCCGAAUCCGUAUCCUUCAAAGAGGAGAGUAGCGUCGUCGGCGACCUUCAGGACCCCGAGAAGAAGGCCCUCGACGAGAUCAAGCAGCUCGUCCAGGCCGCCCUCGCCAACAACGAGUUCACCCCUCCCCCACCGCCGCCACCUCCGGCUGCCGCCGCCCCGGCGGAGGAGACCAAGGCGGAGGAGCCCGCCUCGCCUGCCCCGGCCGAGGAGCCCGCCCCAGCAGCAAAGCCGGAGACGGAGGAGCCUCCGAAGCCGGCAGUGGCUGAGGAGCCCGCGGCCUCGGCCAAGGUCGAGACACCACCUCCGCCGCCGGCGGUGGAGGAAAAGGCGGCGGUGGUGGUGGAAAAGGCGGCGGUGGUGGAGGAGGACGGGGCCAAGACGGUAGUGGCGAUCGAGGAGACCGUUGUCGCCGUUGCCGCCCCGGCCACGGAGGAGGUGACUCCGGCCGCGGAGCCGGAAAAGGAGGCCCCUGCUGAAGCGCCAGCGGCGGCGGCGGCGGCGGCGGCUCCGGAGGAGGUUUUCAUCUGGGGCGUCCCCCUGGUCGGCGACGAGAAGAGCGACACCGUCCUGCUGAAGUUCCUCCGCGCGCGGGACUUCAAGGUGAAGGAUGCCAUGGCCAUGAUCAAGAACGCCGUGAUCUGGAGGAAGCAGUUCGGCAUCGACGCCCUCCUCGAGGAGGACCUGGGCCUGCCGGAGUUGGAGAAGGUGGUCUUCAUGCACGGCUACGACAAGGAGGGCCACCCCGUGUGCUACAACGUCUAUGGGGAGUUCCAAAACAAGGAGCUUUAUGACAAGGCCUUCGGCGACGAGGAGAAGCGGCAGAGGUUCCUCAAGUGGAGGAUCCAGUACCUGGAGAAAGGGAUCAGGAGCCAAUUGGACUUCACUCCCGGUGGGAUUUCCUCCAUGGUCCAGGUGACUGAUCUGAGGAACUCGCCGAAGCUGGGGAAGCACCGCCAGGCCACGAAGCAGGCCCUCACCAUGCUCCAAGACAACUAUCCUGAAUUCAUUGCCAAGAAGGUCUUCAUCAAUGUCCCAUGGUGGUACUUGGCUUUCAAUAGGAUGAUCAGCCCCUUCUUCACUCUGAGGACCAAGAGCAAGUUUGUCUUCGCAGGACCAUCUAAAUCAGCAGAGACCCUCUUCAAAUACAUUGCACCCGAGCAGGUCCCAAUUCAAUAUGGAGGCCUAAGCAAGGACAGCGACCCUGAUUUCACCACUUCAGAUGCUGUUACUGAAGUCACCAUCAAGCCUUCAUCCAAGCAAACAGUAGAAAUUCCAGUUGCCGAGACAUGCCUUGUGGUCUGGGAGCUCCGGGUCUUGGGAUGGGAGGUGAGCUAUGGAGCUGAGUUUGUCCCGGAUGCAGAGGAUGGGUACACAGUGAUUGUCCAGAAGACAAGGAAGUUGGCUGCCACUGAUGAUCCUGUGGUGAAGACCUCCUUCAAGGUUGGUGAGCCCGGCAAGGUGGUUCUUAUUGUCGACAACCCUACCUCCAAGAAGAAGAAGCUCCUUUACAGAUCCAAGGCCAAGAGCUCUUCUGGAUCCAUAUGAGAAGCUGCCUGUUUGCCUCAUGAAUUAGAUGGAACGUAAUAAGAGAAAGAAUUGGGAGGGGGUGUUGGGCUUUCUUUAGAGGAGUUAAAAGGUGUUCUUUCUUCUCUGUUAUUUUUAUUGGUUUGUUUAUUCUGGUUAAAUUAUAUUUGUUUAAUUAAGUGAGUUGGUGGUGUUGGUUUGUGAUAUAGCUUAAGAGACAUGGUUUUUUGAGGGAGAGAGUGUGUGAAGAGGAGUCAUGCUGCCUAUUUAUAUCACACUGUAAAUUCUGCUGUAGAAACAUUGGCCUCUGUUGCAUACUUGAAUCUCUGUCAUAUGGGCUUGCAUUGUUGCUGAACUUUUUUCAUAGAAAGCAUGUCCUUCUCUA